Messenger RNA from Rana temporaria (common frog), 879 nucleotides. RefSeq names its product biogenesis of lysosomal organelles complex 1 subunit 2 (gene BLOC1S2). NCBI's taxonomy places the organism in Eukaryota, Metazoa, Chordata, Amphibia, Anura, Ranidae. Gene Ontology annotation, biological process: lysosome localization; endosomal transport. The coding region runs from base 271 to 729 and encodes 152 amino acids. Gene Ontology annotation, cellular component: BLOC-1 complex; BORC complex; gamma-tubulin complex. The transcript is spliced from 6 exons. Gene Ontology annotation, molecular function: gamma-tubulin binding. The record is from RefSeq and is a predicted model, not a curated record.
UAGAUUAUUAUUACAUUGUAGUGUAUAUGUUGUAGCCCUGGUUGGCAUAUUGCGUCGUUUCUUACAUGUGCCCCCAUAAUAAUUGAAAGGUGUCCGGUGGUGUCAUGUGACCGGCAGCAUCUCAACCAGGAAGUGAGGAGACAGUGAACACCGAGGAUUGAAGCUGUCAGGAGUUCUGCAGUCAUAAGGGCUUGUAGAGAAAAGCAGGUAUUUUUUUUUUUCAUCUAGCAAUAUUCUACAACAACUUGAAGGCUGUGAGUUCUUUUUGGUAUGGCAGAACUGGAAGGUGCAGAGAAACUACCUUCUGAUGAGCCAACAGUAGUGCCUACAGCAUCUCAGGCACCUACAUCUCAGGAUGAUACUACAGUUGAGACUGCAGAAGAGGCAGUUGAGCCACCAGAAGCUGAUAUCAAUGAGCUCUGCAAGGAUAUGUUCAGUAAAAUGUCAUGUUAUCUCACUGGUGAAUUGGUAGCCACCAGUGAAGACUACAAACUUCUUGAGAAUAUGAAUAAGCUCACAUGUCUGAAGUAUAUGGAGAUGAAAGACAUUUCUACAAAUAUCAGCAGGAAUCUCAAGGAUCUGAACAAAAAGUAUGCAAGCCUUCAGCCAUACCUUGAACAGAUAAAUCAGAUAGAAGAACAAGUAGCAUCAUUGGAAAAUGCAGCUUAUAAGCUCGAUGCAUAUUCAAAACGAUUAGAAGCAAAGUUCAAAAAACUGGAAAAACGGUGAAGAUGUAUUCAGAAGGCAGUGCUUGUCACUUCAAAAAUCCUAAGGCCAAAGGAUAAUAUCGUAUUGUAACAUUUUGUUUCAUUAUCUAUCGUGUACUUUAAAAUGAUUUUUACUAGAAAACUAUUAAAUUUAGGCAUAUUAACAAAAUAA